Messenger RNA from Carassius carassius (crucian carp), 1840 nucleotides. RefSeq names its product PR domain zinc finger protein 1-like. The record is from RefSeq and is a predicted model, not a curated record. Gene Ontology annotation, molecular function: DNA-binding transcription factor activity; RNA polymerase II cis-regulatory region sequence-specific DNA binding; histone deacetylase binding. The annotation marks the transcript as partial. Gene Ontology annotation, biological process: regulation of transcription by RNA polymerase II; cell fate commitment. Gene Ontology annotation, cellular component: nucleus; cytoplasm. The transcript has 6 exons. Lineage: Eukaryota; Metazoa; Chordata; Actinopteri; Cypriniformes; Cyprinidae.
AAAGAUCAAUGUGUGCCAGACUUUCAUGGAUGGAAGGAAACCAUAUCCCAGACAUCAUUACCCAGAAACCUCAGAUUUGCAUAUCACAAUCAGAAGGUGCUGGGUGUUUUCACCACAGGGGUCAUUCCUGCAGGUACCCACUUUGGCCCGCUGCUCGGAGAACAUCUUCACCCUGAACAUUUGCCUGCAAACAUCCACGGAAAACACAUCUGGAUGAUCUUCUCAGACGGGCGAUUGCAUCACUUCUUGUCUUGUGAGGAUGAGAGAAGCAGCAACUGGAUGCGCUUUGUAAACUAUGCCCCGUCUCCUUGGCAACAGAAUCUUUCUGCAUUCCAAAUUGGAAUGCAGAUUUACUUCUAUGCCAUGAAGGUUCUAAUGCCGGGGGAGGAGCUACUGGUGGGGCGGAGCCUAAACCAUGAGCAGCCAAUGAGCAACAGCCUCAGAACUGCCUAUCUAAAACAGCCACUUCCCACACACUCUCAUUCUCAGCAUAAAGAUCAAGUGAGGAGGAGAAAGCGAGGUCACACGGUCACUGAAAUCCUGGAUCUGGAUCGCCGGACUGAUCAUCACACAGAAACUCUUCCAAACAAACCGUUUAACUCCAUCACACAAACGAAAUAUGGGGAAAAAGUGAACAGAGACCUGCAGAAUCCAAAAUUACCUCAGUUUUUAAUGACUAAUGCCAUCUCUGAGGUCUCUUUAAACUUGAAAAUGGCAUCUAGUGUAGGGAAGCAUGUAUACACCUCUGCUAUCCCACAGUCCUCUGUGCCAAUGUAUAUAUGGCCUGUUAUUAAAUACAUGCCGUCACAUCAGCCAGUGGGUUUGGGCAGAACAACACCACACAUGUCCUAUAAUAUUCCACCAAUCCACAUGUAUCCAUCUCUCUUGCAUCCAACAUCCAAUAAGAAUCAUCUGUCAUUAGCGUUGACCAGUAGAGGCGACUCCAUAAUUAAAGUAACAGACUCUGUAAAGAGAGAAACGAAUCGGAAAGGCUCUACAAACCAACCGCCAGCCCUCACUAAAGCAACCGAUUCGUCUCCGACUGAAGUGUCCAGUGCAGAUGACAUCACAGCCCAGAGAGACUCAGCUGAGAUGGGCGUGGCUUCCUCGGGUGUCUCCGCCUCCGCCAGUCACAGCACAGAGUCUCAGGCUGGCCAAAAGCAACAGAUUGUAGGUUACAAGUCUUUACCGUAUCCAUUACAGAGACAGAAUGGAAAGAUCCAGUAUAAGUGUAACGUGUGCGGAAAGAACUUCAGUCAACUGUCCAAUCUGAAGGUGCACCUGAGGGUUCACAGCGGUGAGAAACCAUACAAGUGCAAUAUCUGCAGGAGGAACUUUUCCCAGCUAGCUCACCUUCAAAAGCACAUCCAGGUUCAUACAGGAGAGAAACCACAUGAAUGCCAGGUGUGUAACAGGCGCUUCAGCAGCUGCAGUAACCUGAAGACUCACCUGCGGCUGCACUCGGGCGAAUCCAAAGGUUUGAUCUGAGAGAAGGUGCAGCGAAGCUUGAGGAUGCCAUGGAGGCGGAGUCUAUCAAGAAGAUGUGUCAGGUGUUCUGGCCGGUUGCAGCUCCACCUGUUGUCCAGCAGGGAGCAACACAAGCCCAAACAGUAGUGACACCUGAUUCAUCCAUCUCUCUUUCUCCAGAGAUUUCCAUUAGACAGAAAAAAGGAGAUCAGUAAAUUGUCUGAUAUAUUAUUGUUGAAUUAAAUUAGCACUUUUAUUCAGCAAGGAUGCAUUCAAUUGAUCUAAAACUAACAGUAAAGACAUUUAUAAUGUCACAUUAUAUAUAUAAUUCAAAUAAAUGCUGUUUGUUUGAACUUUCUAUUUUUUUAGAAUC